AUGUCCGAACCAAAACCCAAAGCACCGGAUUCUCCACCCCCCGAUUCUCCACCCCCCGAUUCUCCACCCCCCGACACCCCCGAAAACGAGCGGACACGUGCACUAGUGGUGCUGUCGUUCUGGACCGUCGUGCUCCUGCUCGGAUUACCGCUAUGGUGGUUCACAACUUCCAUAUACCGCGCGCCGCUGCCGCUGGAGGAGAUGCAGAGCUGGGCCAAUGGACGGGCUUGCAGAGCAGAGUUCCCGUUACUUGUCGAUGUCGAGGCGCCGACACUACCGGACCCGGAGAACCUUUUGAAAACGGUGCAGCACGCUCUGGACGAUGCGAAUGACUUCUCGGCUCACCAUCUACGGCUGCGCCUGGCCUACGGGAAAGACGACGAGCGAAUCUCAACGACAAUCCAAUCCGACUUGCAGCCUGAGAGGAAGGGGGAGACUGGGGGACCGGAGGACGAGGAGGAGAGUGUAGCUGCGAUUCUCCGGUUGGCACCUGGGACGAGCGGUUCUACUCAUUCCUACCAGUUGCAUAACUCCUCGAGAGUCAUCGAUCUCUACUACUCGCCGUCGUACAAUCCCUCGUCAUCCGCGUCGUCCACGAGUCUUGCGUUGUUCAUCUCCAAUACGCUACAAGAGAUCUUCAGGGAGGAGCAACAGAUGAUCUCUCACCUACUAUCCUCCGCCGCCGCGCCAUCGCCUUCCCCGCCACCUGCGUCUUCGGGCUCCAACAACAGCAGCAACGGGUCUAAUAAGAUCAACAAGGCGGAGAUACAGCGCAAGAUGAGUCGGAUCAUGCGGUACUCGCCGACGUACCACCUCACUUUCUCCAUGUUCACCGCUUCCGGGAGUCCGACGAGCUGGGAGGUCGAGCAAUCCAUCGAAGACUACCUUCAGCCGUUGCUUGAUGCCUUGAGUGGUAUCAGUAACUUUACGGUCGACUCGCAGAUUCAGUUCUAUGCAUCAUUGUCUCCGAACGUGGUUCCGGUAUGGGUGCCCACCAAUCCUGAGGUGGUGGUGCCAGAAGACCAGCAACAGCAGCCGCAGCCGGGAAAGUGGGUUCUCAAGAAGGAGGAUCUAAGUAGCUUCAUCAACAGCGCGGAAUGGCCACUGGUCAGCAUAACAAGCUACCCAACCAUCAACUUCAUCGUGUACAUCCCUUCCAAAGAGCAAACACCGCUCGCGAUCCCCGAGAGUGCUACUAAUGCCUUCCUCUUACCUCAAUGGGGUGGUGUCAUGGUCCUCAACCCGACGGAGGAGAGUCACACUGGUCACAUCAGCAAGAAAGACCUAAAGCCAGCCAUGGACAUUUUCGCCGCACAGCUCCUUUCGCUUCUGGGUGCCCCAUCGCGGCCACUUUCCCUGCCGAUCCGCAUUGACUCGUUGACGCGCCAGCGCUCGGCGGAACUCUUGACCUCGGCCUCGUCUUCUCUCGGAUCGCUGUACAGUCUCACUAAGGCACUUCCGUCUAUCUCGAUUCCCACCUCGGUCUUGACUUCGGUCGGGUCCACUCUGUCGUCGCUCACCAAUGCAUGCCGCGAGCUCAAGAAGGGUAGGUUCGGAGGACCUGGAGGUGCCCUCGAAGAGGGCAGGAAUGCGGCAUACCAGGCCGAGAAGGCGUUCUUUGAGAAGAGUAUGGUCGGCCAGGUUUACUUCCCCGAGGAACACAAGGUGGCGGUAUACCUGCCGCUCCUUGGACCCGUUGGAGUGCCAUUAAUAAUGAACGCGCUGAAGUGGAUUUUCGGAAUGGUUAAGGAGUGGAAAGCAAAUAGGAGGGGUGCUGCUGUAUAA
Molecule: messenger RNA, 1785 nt
Organism: Tricharina praecox
Lineage: Eukaryota; Fungi; Ascomycota; Pezizomycetes; Pezizales; Pyronemataceae
Product: phosphatidylinositol-glycan biosynthesis class S protein
Exons: 3
Coding region: 1-1785 (594 amino acids)
Biological process (GO): attachment of GPI anchor to protein
Cellular component (GO): GPI-anchor transamidase complex
Source: RefSeq, a predicted model, not a curated record